UAUUGAAAACAAGUUUAGAAUCAGCUUUAAGAUACAAUAUUUUUAAUGGAUGUUCUUAAAACUAUUAUAAGAAGUAUGUACUGUUUAAGUGCAAUAAAAUGUAAAUACAUUUUAGAUUGUAACAUUAUGCUUUUAUGAACUCAUUUGUUUUAAAAAACAAAAACUGUUGCUAUUGACGUAUAUACUUUUGGACACUACUGUGUUUAAAAAGCAAGCUGGUUUUAUAUCCGUGUGCAUACAUAUCCGCUUGGCCACGAGCUUCUGCUGCAUUUAGCAAACUUAAAUAAUUAAACGGUAAAAUUCUAACAAUUUCAACGAAGUGAUAAUGUGAAUCAAAGCACUUAAAACAAAUUGUAGUUCAGUAGUAUUUAGCAUUCGAGCAAUAUUUAUUUCCCAAGCGCGUCUUGGAAUUGCGUAUGCGUGUGUUAGCAUCUGCGUGUGUGUGUGUUUUGGAAUGUGGCCCUGCACGAAAUUCAAAUAGUGACCAUCCUUGAUUGUACACAUGCGAGAUGGACGAGCACACUCUGAACGACCUGUUGGAGUGCUCCGUUUGCCUGGAGCGACUGGACACCACAUCGAAGGUGCUGCCAUGCCAACACACCUUUUGCCGCAAAUGCUUGCAGGACAUUGUGGCCAGCCAGAACAAGCUGCGGUGCCCGGAGUGCCGCAUCCUGGUCUCUUGCAAAAUCGACGAGCUUCCUCCAAACGUCUUACUGAUGCGAAUACUAGAAGGCAUGAGACAAAAUGCAGCGGCUGGCAAAAUCGACAGCAAAGGCGAGGAGUCCGAAACGCAGCCAGAAAGACUAAAAGUUCAGCCUUCAGCGGAAACAGUGGCCCCACCUGGUAACACGCUUCUCCAAAAGCAGACAAUUCAGCAAUCUCAGCAACCAGCUCGCCACAAACAGCGUCGGUUCCUCCUUCCCCACGCAUAUGCCCUCUUCGACUUCACCUCCAGUGAAGCAACUGAUCUGAAGUUCAAGAAGGGCGAUCUGAUAUUGCUUAAGCACCGCAUCGAUAAUAACUGGUUUGUCGGUCAAGCAAAUGGCCAGGAGGGCACUUUUCCCAUCAACUAUGUGAAGGUAUCCGUGCCGCUGCCCAUGCCGCAAUGCAUCGCAAUGUACGACUUCAAGAUGGGGCCCAACGACGAGGAAGGAUGCCUAGAAUUCAAGAAGAGCACAGUGAUCCACGUGAUGCGCCGCGUGGAUCACAAUUGGGCAGAGGGACGUAUUGGGCAGACCAUUGGAAUUUUUCCUAUUGCAUUCGUUGAGUUGAACGCAGCGGCCAAGAAAUUGCUGGAUAGCGGAGUCAACAAUCAUCCCCCGUGCCAUUCACCACACAAGCAGGGACAACGAGCGCUCCCUCCGGUUCCGGUAAUUGAUCCCACCAUUGUAACGGAGUCCAGUUCGGGAUCUACUAAUACUACGCCGGCUAGCAGUAAUUCCAGCUCCACAUCUAGCUCAAAUAAUUGCAGUCCAAAUCACCAGUCCUCAUUGCCAAACACACCUCAUCAUGUGGUGGCUUCGGGGUCGGAAUCGGUUCGUUUCCGGGACAAGGGAGCCAAGGAGAAGCGGCACUCUUUAAAUGCUUUGCUGGGAGGAGGGGCUCCUUUAAGUCUGCUCCAGACCAAUCGCCAUUCCGCCGAGAUUCUUAGUCUUCCGCAUGAGCUAAGCCGCCUAGAAAUUGCCAAUUUAUCAGCUCCCAAGCCCACAACCGCUUCGCAGUCCUCGCGCGUGCUUAAAACCAAUGUACAGCAGCAGAUGCCGCCUAGUUUGCCCUGGGGUUAUUUAGCCCUUUUCCCGUAUAAACCACGACAAACUGAUGAGCUGGAGCUUAAAAAAGGCUGUGUUUACAUUGUGACAGAACGAUGCGUGGACGGUUGGUUCAAAGGAAAAAACUGGUUAGACAUCACCGGGGUUUUUCCAGGCAACUACCUAACCCCUUUGCGCACACGUGAUCAGCAGCAACUGAUGCACCAGUGGAAAUAUGUUCCGCACAGCUCAGAGGCCCAACAGACACACACACAGCAGCAACCAGUUGCCGCAGAUGUGCGGUUAAACAAUAUGUUGCCCUUGCAGCCGCCAGAUUUGCCUCCUCGUCAGCUACAGCCCAGCGCCACCACCACUAGUAGCUCAGUUUGGUCGAAGCCAGUAGAAGUACUGUUUAGCAGAAAAUCAGAACCUAAAUCCGAAAUUACCAACGCUUCCGCCACAAACAGCAGUUCCUCCGGAGCGGUGGGACUUAUGAGGCGAUUAACUCAUAUGAAAACACGCUCAAAAUCGCCAGGAGCUCUGCUGCAGCAAGCACCUAAGGAAGUUAUCAGCUCAAACAUGGAAACGACAUCUAGACCAGCAGCUAAAUUGCAUCCAGUGCAUGUAAGAUCUGGUUCGUGCCCCAGUCAACUGCAGCACAGUCAACCGCUAAAGGAGACUCCCAUAACCAAGGCAGCUCCGCAACAGCAAUCAUUUCCACCAAAGCAACUGCCUGCUGCCACCAACAGUAGCGCCUCUUAUGGAUCGCAACGCGUUAAAGGAAAUAAGGAUCGCCCUCACUUGAUUUGCGCAAGACAAUCAUUGGAUGCGGCUACGUUUCGCAAUAUGUACAGCAAUGCCGCAUCGCCUCCGCCACCUGCCUCCUUCGUGGCUCCAGCUAUAUAUGCAGGUGGACAGCAGCAGGCGAUGCCUGGAGGAGGACCGCAAUCCCAGUUGCACGCCAAUAUGAUCAUAGCACCUAGCCAUCGGAAGUCGCACAGCCUAGAUGCGGGCCAUGUUCUGAAUCCUAACAGCAAUCUGAUUACCGAGGCGGCUAUUAAGGCCAGUGCUACCACAAAGUCAGCGUAUUGCACCAGAGAAAGUCGCUUUCGAUGCAUUGUGCCCUAUCCACCGAACAGCGAUAUUGAACUGGAGCUGCAUUUAGGCGACAUCAUUUACGUGCAGCGUAAGCAGAAAAAUGGAUGGUACAAGGGCACCCAUGCGCGCACCCACAAAACCGGACUAUUUCCCGCCUCCUUUGUCGAACCGGAUUGUUAGAUUGCCUAGGUCAAACUAGAAUUGGUUAAGCAAAAUUUCAAAUUAUUUGUCUAAAUUGUUUCAAUCGCCGGUCGAUUCGGGCUUCCAUUUUGCAAUCUCCUACUACUCUUUUUUAAAAAAAGAUACUGUUUUCUACUCACUGAAAUCACCGAUGUACUUUUUAUAAGAUCCAUAAUCAAAAAAGGUUAGCCAUGUAAGACUUAAAGAAAAGUUACUUAAGCUGUAGCAAUUAGUUAGCUAGAGAAAAAAUCUUGAGCCCUCUAUGAAGUUAUUUGUAAUAUACAAUUUUGAGUAAUA
Drosophila eugracilis is the source of this 3323-nucleotide messenger RNA. RefSeq names its product E3 ubiquitin-protein ligase SH3RF1 (gene POSH). NCBI's taxonomy places the organism in Eukaryota, Metazoa, Arthropoda, Insecta, Diptera, Drosophilidae. The transcript is spliced from 6 exons. Gene Ontology annotation, molecular function: protein binding. The coding region runs from base 510 to 3026 and encodes 838 amino acids. The record is from RefSeq and is a predicted model, not a curated record.